Rhopalosiphum padi (bird cherry-oat aphid) is the source of this 1104-nucleotide messenger RNA. RefSeq lists its product as uncharacterized. Bases 1 to 1104 code for a protein of 367 amino acids. The record is from RefSeq and is a predicted model, not a curated record. The transcript has 2 exons. NCBI's taxonomy places the organism in Eukaryota, Metazoa, Arthropoda, Insecta, Hemiptera, Aphididae.
AUGAAAAUACCUCAUUUCAUCGGCGUGUUUACCAGAGAUAGGUUAUCUACACGUCCUAAGCGUCAAGAAUCAGCGAUAAUUAACUUGGACGCGGAAAACGGUACAGGAACGCAUUGGGUAGCGUAUAGAAAAAUCGGAAAAAAAGUCGACUAUUACGAUAGUUUUGGAAAUUUACCACCUCCACUAGAAGUACAACAAUAUUUUCAAGGAUGCGACGUACAUUUCAAUUACAGUAGAGAAUACUUGGCAACUGGGACGCAUUUCGCUGUGUUGCAUUUUGACUUUCGUAUUGGAAAAAGUACGUUUAACGGAAUUGUAAGAGAAACAUGUCAGGCUUUAUGGUCAGUUCUACAACCCACAGAAAUACCAAAACCAAAUAAAGGAAGGUGGAUAGAUAUUUCAAAAACAAAUUUCCCAAACUGUCUUGGAGCUAUUGAUGGAAAGCACGUCAGAUGCAAAAAUCCAGAAAACUCUGGUUCUCUGUUAUAUAAUUAUAAAAAAUAUUUUUCAAUAAUAUUAAUGGCAGUGGUCGAUGCUAAUUUAAACUUCAUAUACAUUGACGUAGGUGCAUACGGUCGUGAAGCCGAUUCUAGCGUUUUUCGUCAGAGUGUGUUUGGAAAAAUGUUAUACUCGCGACAACUUCAAAUUCCGGCCUCAGACGUAUUGUCUUUAACUGAAAACAAUAUUCAGCCUUAUGUUUUUGUCGCUGAUGAAGCGUUUGGUCUGCACGCAAAUUUAUUACGACCAUUUCCAGGUCGUGGACUUAAUAGCACUCGUCAGGUGUUUAACUACAGCUUAUCAAGAGCUAGACGUACCGUGGAAUGUGCUUUUGGAGUUUUGGCCAAUAAAUGGCGAGUUUUGCACACGACCAUUUUAGUGGAACCAGAUUUUUGUGAUGAUAUUAUAAAAGCAUGUUGUGUUCUCCAUAAUUUUGUCCGAAAGAGAGAUGGGUAUAAUUACGAUGAAGAAACUGAUGUGCAUAAUUUGGAAAAUUUGACAACACGUGGAAGAAAUAUUAAUAGAAGUGGAAUAGACGUAAGGGAUAAUUUUGCUGAUUAUUUUAUGGCUGAUGGAGCGGUACCUUUCCAAUACAGAAUUCUUUAA